Messenger RNA from Phragmites australis (common reed), 3444 nucleotides. Its product is annotated as putative receptor-like protein kinase At3g47110. Gene Ontology annotation, biological process: protein phosphorylation. Gene Ontology annotation, cellular component: plasma membrane. Bases 237 to 3278 code for a protein of 1013 amino acids. The transcript is spliced from 4 exons. Gene Ontology annotation, molecular function: ATP binding; protein kinase activity; protein binding. The record is from RefSeq and is a predicted model, not a curated record. Lineage: Eukaryota; Viridiplantae; Streptophyta; Magnoliopsida; Poales; Poaceae.
CAGCUCGGUCUGGUAAUCUCCACACCGGCCGGCUACUGCUUCACCGGCGGUUAGCUGUCCGUCCUCUCGCUGGUACGGGUCGCCGGCCACUGCUCCACUGAUCAGCUAACUUGCCCCCCAAAAUUUUCAUGUUUUCUGAAAUCUGAAUCCUGCUAGAGGAACAAACAAAGCAAAAGGCACUUAAGUCACCGGAAAAGGCUCAGCUGUGGCGAAGAAUCCCUCAGGAACUUAUCACCAUGAAGGUCACUGCAAUUGGGCAGUUUCUGCUGCUGCUCAUGGCUUGCAGUGCCAUCACCUGCAGCUCCGGUGAUGGAAUCGAAACAGACCGGUUGUCACUGCUGGACUUCAAGACAUCAAUAUCUCUUGAUCCACAGCAAGCCCUGGCCUCAUGGAACGACAGCAUCCACUUGUGCAGCUGGGAAGGCAUCCAGUGCACGACGAGCAAUCCACGUCGUGUCGCUUCCAUCCGCCUCGACAGGCGAGGCCUGGUCGGGCAAAUCUCUCCUUCCCUCGGAAAUCUAACAUUCCUGAGGAACCUCUCCCUUGCGACGAACCGGUUCACCGGAGAAAUCCCCCUGUCCCUUGGCCACCUGCAGCACCUCCAGUACCUCUACCUGAGCAACAACACGCUGCAGGGGAGGAUACCGAGCUUCGCAAACUGUUCAAGCCUCAGGGUGCUGUGGCUGCAACGCAACGGUCUGGUCGGGCAUUUCCCUGCAGCUGCAGAGCUGCCCUCUGGCCUUCGUCAGCUGCAGAUUUCAGUGAACAAUCUUGCUGGAACCAUCCCUGCUUCUCUUGCCAACAUCACAACACUGACUGUGAUCAGUUGCGCAGAUAAUAGCUUCGUGGGCAAUAUCCCAGAUGAGUUUGCCAGAUUAUCUAACAUGCAGCAGCUGUAUGUGGGUGCCAACCAGUUGUCGGGCAGGUUUCCACAGGCCGUCAUGAAUCUUUCUGCCCUCACUGACCUCAGCCUUGGUCUCAACCAGCUCAGUGGAGAGGUGCCACCGGAUCUCGGCAGCGCGCUGCGCAACCUUCUGUUGCUCGAGUUGACAGUCAACUUCUUUAGAGGUCAGAUCCCUCCUUCACUGACAAAUGCUUCCAAUCUGUACUACAUCGACAUAUCGAGGAACAAUUUCAGUGGAGUGGUGCCUAGCACGAUCGGCAGGCUGAACAAGAUGGAAAUGCUGAAUCUUGAAUACAAUCAGCUCCAAGCAGAGAAGAAGCAAGACUGGGAGUUUCUUGAUAGCUUGGGCAACUGCACUGAGCUGAUAGGUUUCUCAAUGACAGGAAAUCUUCUACGAGGGCAUGUGCCAGCUUCAUUAGGCAACCUUACCAACCAGCUCCAGUAUCUGUACUUGGCAGAAAAUCAGUUGUCAGGGGAAUUUCCACCCGGCAUAGCAAACCUUCACAGCCUGUUCAUUGUAUCCUUGAGUGUGAACCACUUUACAGGUGCACUUCCGGAAUGGCUUGGAACUCUCAAAAAUCUGCAGAAAGUAUCAUUAGGCAGCAACUUCUUUACUGGGGCCAUUCCAUCAUCCUUUUCAAAUCUGUCCCAACUGGGAGAGCUCUAUCUAGACUCCAACCGGUUGAUUGGCCAGAUACCUCCAAGCUUUGGAGACCUUCCAAUCCUUCAAGUAGUAAACAUUUCCAACAACCGUCUCCAUGGUAGCAUACCAAAGGAGCUUUUCAGAAUUCCAGCAAUAGUGCAGAUUAGCUUGACUUUCAACAACCUAGAUGCACCACUUCAUCCCGACAUUGGCAAUGCCAAACAGCUCACAUAUUUGUACCUUUCGUCAAAUAAUAUGUCUGGAGAAAUCCCUAGCACCUUGGGUAAUUGUGAGAGUUUGGAAGACAUCGAGUUUGAUCACAAUGAUUUCAGCGGAAGCAUCCCUGUUUCAUUAGGCAACAUCAGGACUCUAAAAGCUCUCAACUUGUCUCACAACAACUUAACCGGAUCGAUACCGGCAUCUCUUGGAAACCUAAAGCUUCUUGAGCAACUAGAUUUGUCAUUCAACAAUCUUAAGGGUGAGGUCCCAACAAAAGGGAUAUUCAAGAGUGCAACUACUAUGCGGAUUGAUGGAAAUCAAGAGCUUUGUGGUGGGCCACCGGAGUUACACCUGCUCGCAUGUCCUGUCAUUCCUUUGGAUUCAUCUAAGCACAAGCUAUCAGUUGUACUGAAAGUAGUGAUCCCAGUAGCCACCGUUGUGUCACUUGUGGUGUUAAUUUCUAUUUUAUUGUUCUUCCGGAGGAAAAAACAGAAGACAAAAUCUGUUUCUUUGCCCUCUUUUGGUAGAGAAUUCCCCAGGAUUUCUUACAGUGAUAUUGUCAGAGCAACAGAGGGCUUCUCAACCUCUAAUCUCAUUGGUCAGGGAAGAUAUGGUUCUGUUUAUCAAGGACAUUUGUUUCGAGAUGGAAAUGUGGUUGCCAUCAAGGUCUUCAGUCUGGAGACAAGUGGAGCACAAAAGAGCUUCAUCGCAGAAUGUAAUGCUUUGAGAAAUGUGCGGCACCGCAAUCUAGUUCCUAUCGUAACUGCAUGCUCAAGUACGGAUUCUAAUGGAAAUGAUUUCAAAGCCCUAGUAUAUGAGUUCAUGCCACAAGGAGACUUGCAUAACUUACUGUACUUGACUCGAGACAGUGAAGACUCGUCAUAUCUGAACUAUAUUUCACUAGCUCAAAGGUUAAGCAUCGUGGUGGAUGUAUCAGAUGCUUUGGCAUACUUACACCAUAACCACCAAGGAACCAUUCUUCAUUGUGAUCUGAAACCUAGCAACAUUCUUCUGGAUGCUAAUAUGGUAGCUCAUGUUGGAGACUUUGGGCUAGCAAGUUUCAAAUUUGAUUCCGCGACACCAUCUUUUGUCGACUCAGUUUCAACUUCGUCAAUUGCAAUCAAUGGAACCGUUGGAUAUGUUGCUCCAGAAUGUGCCGGGGGCGCUCAAGUUUCAACUGCGACAGAUGUUUAUAGCUUCGGAGUUGUUCUCCUCGAGAUAUUCAUCCGAAGGAGGCCGACGGACGACAUGUUCAAGGACGGGAUGAGCAUUGCAAAGUUCACAGAGGUCAGCUUCCCUGAUGAUGUGCUGCAGAUCGUUGACCCACAGCUGCUGCAAGAGCUGGACAUCUGCAAGGAGACUCUGCAGUCUGUGCUGAGCAUUGGGCUCUGCUGCACCAAGACGUCCCCCAGCGAGCGCAUCAGCAUGCAGGAGGUGGCUGCCAAGCUGCAUGGGAUCAGGGAUGCAUAUCUUAAGGAAACUGAAGGAGAGGUUCAGCAGUUUAUGCUUUGAACGAAUAACUUGCAAAUUAGAUUUUCAUUUAUCACGGACCAUGUUUUUUCUUGUUCACUGUGUUUCUUAUUUGGUCGCUACAUCGUUGAAUUAUAAAGUUAUUGAGUUAAAAAAAUGAUCAUAGUUAAUGUAUGCCUGGCAAACUUGAAGGCAUCAUUUCUGCUAC